GUAAUAUGAUUUCUACAUUGUUGGAUCUCAGCCAAUUAGAGAGCUAGGAAUUAUUCAAUCAUAAUAAUGGGUUAAAUGCUUCCGAUAUGUUUGAUACCAGUUCUUUACACACUGAUAUCGACUUUAGAUUACUCUGUUCAUCUGACCACGAUAUUGGACUGAGGCUGUUCUUUACACACUGAUAUCAACUUUAGAUCACUCCGUUCAUCUGAUCACGAUGUUGGACUUUGGCCGUUCUUUACACACUGAUAUUGACUCCAGAUCACUCUGUUCAUCUGACCACGAUAUUGGACUGAGACUGUUCUUUACAAACUGAUAUCGACUUUAGAUCACUCCGUUCAUCUGAUCACGAUGUUGGACUGAGGCCGUUCUUUACACACUGAUAUUGACUCCAGAUCACUCUGUUAAUCUGAUCACGAUGUUGGACUGAGGCUGUUCUUUACACACUGAUAUUGACUCCAGAUCACUCUGUUAAUCUGAUCACGAUAUUGGACUGAGGCCGUUCUUUACACACUGAUAUUGACUUUAGAUCACUCUGUUCAUCUGAUCAAGAUGUUGGACUGAGGCCGUUCUUUAUACACUGAUAUUGACUCCAGAUCACUCCGUUCAUCUGAUCAUGAUAUUGGACUGAGGCCGUUCUUUAUACACUGAUAUUGACUCCAGAUUACUCUAUUCAUCUGAUCACGAUAUUGGACUGACGGUGUGACCGGUCGACAGAGGACGCUUACUCCUCCUAGAAAGAAAAUGCGGGCUGCCAUUUUAGGAUCGGGGAUGCUGGUAGGAGCAUGCUUGGCUGGAGCAGGUUACGCAUUGCUCGGUUUACUUUUCACAGUAGCUGUAGCCGUCGGAACUCUUUUGCAGUAUCUAUACGUUCCUAUGCCUGCCAUAGCUGAGGAAAAGUUUAAAAGACAGAGAUUUUUAGCGGGUUUGAAAAUCAUCUAUGCUUGGAUAGGAUUCCUGCAGUGGAUGGGAAGGGGACACGAGAUGAAGAUUGGAAGGGAGAUUUUCUUUCUGGAGGCAACGGACACAGAAACAAACAAAGAAGUUGUUACAGAGGACACAAAGUUUCAGGGUGUGACGGUUCGCGUUUACCGACCAGUUGACCUAUCAGACACCGAGAGAUUGCCAGGAGUUGUCUAUUUUCAUGGAGGAGGAUGGUGUUAUGAUGCGUUUGGAAAGUAUGAUAUAAUGAUCAAACGGAUGCUGAAAUUCAAGAGAAUGAUCGUUAUUUAUGUGAGGUACCGACUAGCUCCCGAAUUCCCAUUUCCGACUGGAAUCGACGACUGUUUUGCAGCUACACGAUACGUUCAGAGGAACACCGAAAGUCUUAAUUUAGAUUCCGAAAAACUUAUUCUAAUGGGAGAUAGUGCUGGUGGAUGUAUGACAAUGAAUAUGCUGAUCAGAAUGAUUACUGAAGCCGAACACGGUCUCCCGAAAUUCAAAAUACAGGUUGCAAUUUACCCUUUUGUGCAAGCCUUGAAUUUUGCGACACCCUCGUAUCAGCUUUUCGUCGAUGACAAUGCACCCACUUUGCAAUAUUCUUCAAUGACCAUGAAAUUUCUCAUCACAUAUGCUCUCGGUAACGUAAAGCUCAAUGAAUCUGAAAUACGAAAACUCCUAGAAAAUGCUCAUUGGACAGAUGAAAUAAGAAACUCGAAGUUACCAAACCUUGUCAGCAGUGAUGUACUACCACCAAAUAUAGAGAGACCAAAAGUAUGGAAACAGUUAUCCAAAAACACCGAUUCUGCUUUGGCACAAAAAUUCAAUGGCAUAUUUCUUGAUGUGAGGUACUCUCCACUCUUCGCUGAUGACAGUAUUCUUCAAAAAAUGCCGAAAACGUACAUCUUGUCGGCUGGUCUAGAUUCAAUUCGUGACGACGCAUUUUUCCUUGAAGACAGACUGCGGAAACUGAAUGUUGACGUCACGCACCGUCACUGGGCCUCAAUGGACCAUCCAUUUUUGUGCUUUGAUUUUUACGACAACUCGUUGAAAGCGCUGGAGGAAAUAGUCGAUUAUCUAGACAAAAGCUUGUAGUUCUGAAAAACAACUUCAUCCUCAUAAUUGAUUUAUCAAAUAUUAAGUGACAGUGACGUAAUCAAAGACGUUCAUGCAAUGUUACAAUGAUUUCAGUGUUUCGUCUUUACCAUUUCAAGCAGAUUACUUAGAGUAUCCAUUAAAUAAACUUGCCACUCAUAUCUGUAUAUAUGAAUAAUUAUAAUCUUUAUAGGAGGCAUUCCAUUUGAGACUAUUCCUGCUAAUGUGGAAAGAAUUCAUUAAGGUUAUGUGUGUUGUCUAACCCAGUUUAUAUAAUAAGGUUUAUUUUCAAAUAAAGCAAUUUAUGUUAAAA
Ostrea edulis (European flat oyster) is the source of this 2347-nucleotide messenger RNA. RefSeq names its product arylacetamide deacetylase-like. The transcript is spliced from 7 exons. Gene Ontology annotation, molecular function: hydrolase activity. The coding region runs from base 745 to 2034 and encodes 429 amino acids. The record is from RefSeq and is a predicted model, not a curated record. Lineage: Eukaryota; Metazoa; Mollusca; Bivalvia; Ostreida; Ostreidae.